CCAACAUGGAGUGAAGAAGAAGAAGAAGAAGAAGAGAGAGAGAGAGAGAGACACAGACAGACUCAGCUGCUUCAGGUCAGAUCAUCAACACUCAGGUCUCGGUUGUCUCAAAUGGACGCAGUGAUCCGCCGGUGCCCUUUCCUGACCACCGUGCCCAGUGUCUUCCUGCAGCUGGCUGGGAAGUCAUCGCUGGUGAACUAUGCCCAAAAGUGUCCCGUGAUGAUGGACCUGGCGUCCAGAGCUCUGUCCUCUUCGGCCUCGGCGUCCAAACCCACUUCAACAGAUGACGAUCAGAAGCAUGAAGCGUUGCUCCCAGGUGAGACUACGCCACCUGCUGGCCAGGCUGUGGGCUCUAAAUGCCCUUUCCUGGCUGCAGAGAUGGAGCAGAAAAGCAACAGAGUCGUGAGGGAGGCGAGGAUCGAGCUGCAGGAGGACGUCCAGCAGAUGCACUUCUUCUGCACAGGGAAAAUAAACAUGGAUUUAUCGGUUGUGGAUCUCAUCGAGGCAGACCAGUCCAACACCGAGUCACCGAAAAGUUUCAUUAAACCAGUAUCUCACCUGUUGAAGGAUAAUCUGCCUGAAGCCGUCACAUUCCAGUAUGACAGGUUUUUUGAAAAGAAGAUUGAAGGCAAGAAGACGGAUCACACGUACAGGGUUUUCAAGACGGUGAACAGACGCGCCUCCUCAUUCCCGAUGGCAGACGACUACUCGGAGUCUCUUCAUGCAAAGAGAGACGUGUCUGUGUGGUGCAGCAACGACUACCUCGGCAUGAGCCGUCACCCCACAGUCACCCGGGCUAUUGUUGAGACUGUUCAGAAGCACGGUGCUGGAGCAGGAGGCACAAGGAACAUUUCAGGGAACAGUAAAUUCCACGUGGAGCUGGAACAGGAGCUGGCUGACCUGCACCACAAGGACGCCGCCCUGCUGUUCACCUCCUGCUUUGUAGCCAAUGACUCCACAUUGUUUACUCUGGCAAAAAUGCUUCCAGGCUGUGAAAUCUACUCUGACGCAGGCAACCAUGCCUCAAUGAUCCAGGGGAUAAGAAACAGCGGGGUCAAGAAGUGUGUGUUCCGUCACAAUGACGUCAGCCACUUGCAGGAGCUGCUCGAGAAGUCUGAUGACUCAACUCCGAAGAUUGUUGCCUUUGAGACGGUGCACUCGAUGGACGGGGCUGUGUGCCCACUUGAAGAAAUGUGUGACAUUGCCCAUAAGUACGGAGCUCUGACCUUCGUGGAUGAAGUUCACGCCGUGGGCUUGUAUGGGCCGAGAGGAGGAGGGAUCGGGGACAGAGACAGAGUCAUGCACAAGAUGGACAUCAUCUCCGGGACCCUCGGCAAAGCAUUCGGCUGCGUCGGGGGUUACAUCGCGAGCACCAGCGCCCUGGUGGACGCGGUCCGCUCCUACGCUGCUGGAUUCAUCUUCACCACUUCCCUGCCUCCCAUGCUGCUCGCAGGGGCGAAGGAAUCCAUCAAGAUCCUGAAAAGCGAAGAAGGCCAGGUGCUCAGGAGGAAACACCAGAGGAGCGUCAAGCUGCUCCGACAGAUGCUGAUGGACUCGGGCCUUCCGGUCGUCCACUGUCCAAGCCACAUCAUCCCUGUCCGGGUUGCAGAUGCAGAGAAGAACAAUGAGAUCUGUGACAUCAUGAUGUCUCGCAACAACAUCUACGUCCAGGCAAUCAACUACCCCACCGUGGCUAAAGGAGAGGAGCUGCUCCGCAUCGCCCCCACCCCCCACCACACCCCACAGAUGAUGGACCACUUUGUUGAGCAGCUGGUGAAGACGUGGACCGAGGUGGGAAUGGAGCUGAGGCCGCACCCCUCAGCCGAGUGUAACUUCUGCCAGCAGCCUCUUCACUUCGAGCUGAUGAGCGAGAGGGAGAGGUCCUACUUCACAGGCCUCAGUCACAUGAUAUCAGCUGUGGCCUGAUGUAAACUCUAAAUCCUAAUUCUAUUCAACCUAUUUAUUUUUAUUUAAAUUAAAUACAUCACCACAUAUAUAUAAUGUUCUGUUACCAAUAAAAAUUGCAGCUAAAGUUUUAA
Limanda limanda (common dab) is the source of this 2039-nucleotide messenger RNA. Its product is annotated as 5-aminolevulinate synthase, non-specific, mitochondrial-like. Gene Ontology annotation, molecular function: 5-aminolevulinate synthase activity; pyridoxal phosphate binding. Gene Ontology annotation, biological process: heme biosynthetic process; hemoglobin biosynthetic process; erythrocyte development. NCBI's taxonomy places the organism in Eukaryota, Metazoa, Chordata, Actinopteri, Pleuronectiformes, Pleuronectidae. The record is from RefSeq and is a predicted model, not a curated record. The coding region runs from base 112 to 1926 and encodes 604 amino acids. Gene Ontology annotation, cellular component: mitochondrial matrix; mitochondrion. The transcript is spliced from 11 exons.